AUGAGUAGGCUUUCCCUUCAACUUCAAAUUGUUGUGCAAUCAUUUCUGCUGGUUUACUUCCUAAAAGAUGUUGCUGCAUACAAUAUUUCAAGAGUUGGAAGUCUCAAAACCAAAUGCAUAGACUCAGAGAGACGAGCACUUCUCAAGUUCAAGGAUAAUUUUGAUGACAACAGUGGUCUUCUUUCAUCUUGGGGCAAUGAAGAAGAACAAAAGGAUUGCAGUCUUUGGGAUGGAAUUCGCUGUGACAACAUAACUGGUCACGUCGUCAUGCUUGAUCAUCCUGAUAUGGAUCUCUGUGCCAGAGGUAAGUAUACAAGCUCUUCAUUGACUGAGUUGCAAUAUUUGAAUUAUUUGGACCUCAGUGGCAAUGACUUGAGUAAGAAUCAAAUCCCAAGUUUCAUUAGCAACAUGGUUGCACUUCAACAACGUGAUCUUUCUGCUACUCAAUUACAAGGCUCUAUUCCUAAAACUUUUUGGAAUAACCUAACUGCCAUUUCAUACCUUGAUCUUAGUUACAAUGAGUUAGGUUCAGUUCCAAAAUCUUUAAGGAACAUGACUUUCCUUACACAUCUUGAUAUUCGCAGUAAUAAUUUAAAAGGUUCGAUUCCUGAAGCUUUUGGCAGCAUGGCUAACCUUACAUACCUUGAUCUUGGCAGUAACAGUUUAAAAGGUUCCAUUCAUUUAGCUUUUGAAAACAUGACUAUGCUUACAUAUCUUGCCCUUGAUGAAGGCUCCAUUCCUGAAUCUUUUGGCAACAUGGUUGCACUGACACUCCUUGCCCUUCAUGAUAAUCAGUUAGAUGGUUGCAUUCCUGAAUCCUUUGGGAAUAUGUCAGUGCUAGAACACCUUUAUCUUAAUUCGAAUAUGUUAAAAGUAUCAAUUCCUAAAACAUUUUGGAAAUUGACAACCCUUGUAGAACUUGAUCUUAGUUUUAAUAUCUUAAAAGGCUUCAUUCCUGAAACACCUGAGGACAUGAUGGUUUCCCCUGAACUCCUUAAUCUUGGCUAUAACUCAAAGGCGACAUUCCAAAAUCCAUUUGGAAUAUAUGCACUUUACGCAAAUUGCAGAUGCCUUCAAACAAUCUUACGGGACAACUCCCUGAGCUCACUCAAUCUUCAUCUAGAUGCAAACACCAUUCAUUAA
Ziziphus jujuba (common jujube) is the source of this 1143-nucleotide messenger RNA. RefSeq names its product LRR receptor-like serine/threonine-protein kinase RGI5. Gene Ontology annotation, molecular function: protein binding. NCBI's taxonomy places the organism in Eukaryota, Viridiplantae, Streptophyta, Magnoliopsida, Rosales, Rhamnaceae. The record is from RefSeq and is a predicted model, not a curated record. The coding region runs from base 1 to 1143 and encodes 380 amino acids. The transcript is spliced from 2 exons.